AUGUGAUUAAACAGAUAAAAAAUCCCAUCCCAGCUGUUGAUUCGCCGACAGGAUUUGCCUCCUCGUUUCGUUCUCCAUACCCGUCUUCGUUUCAUCGUCUUCCAUACCGCACACUAGCAAAACCUUUAUGUUUUAUCCUCGUGGUACAUCCAUCCCACAGCAUACACACAUCCAUACAAUGAUACAUUCACACAAUAAUACAUUCAUAGCACUUAUUGUGGGAAUAAUCUUCUCCCAUAGCAUCCCGCUCAUCCCGCAAUUCUUCAAGCCCUGAUCCACCAGAGUAUAAAGUUACCCGCGAAUCCUCAACCCGUCGCCAGUUAACUCUCCAACUGUUCAGGCACUAAGUUGCCACUUAGUCUGUGAGUUUCGUGAAAAUCUUAUCGAAAUCGCUACUUCAUUGCUUCACCUUUUUAAUAAUCGCAAUGAAGCUAUUAGUUGAGUGUGUGGUGUUUUUGCCAUUGUUAGCCCUGGCAUCUGCGAAUCCAGAUGAGGCCUUCGAACGCGGGUACCGGUCGUUGUAUCGCAUUUACGAGGAAUGCCAGCAGCGAAAUGGUGGGUUGUCCCCGUGCAUAAAGAAAAAAGCAAUUGCUUUUUUCGAGCGAUUGGGCAGGAUUGACCACCUCCCAAUCACUGAAAACCUCGAACUGAUCAGAGUCGCUCAGGACAAUGCUUCGCUGACCAGACACCCCAGUGAAUCCGAUUUGGGGCGAUCUGGUGCUUCAAGAGAUGAAGUGCUUAACGAAAUCCUGCUGGAUCGAGUGGCGAAUCUGAUGAACGGAUUCAACGUACAGAUUAGUUUGCCGAAAACUAACACCGUAGAACUAAAGAGAAGCAUGGAGGAAGGUAGAGGAAAAAUGAAGAAGAUGAUGGGCAUGAUGAUGACGGGCAUGGCGAUGAAGAUGGCUGCAAUGAUCCCCAUUGCAAUGGGUGUCCUCUUCAUGCUUGCGGGAAAAGCUCUUAUUAUCAGCAAGAUAGCUCUUGUCCUGUCGAUGAUUAUUGGGCUGAAAAAGCUUCUCAGUCAAAAGCAAGGCGGUGACUCUCACGGAGGAUGGCAGAGUGGUGGUGGUGGUGGCGGCGGCGGAUGGGACCGAAGCAUCAAAGACAUCCCCCAUAACUUGGACCUUCAGAAUGUCGAAGCUGAUUCCAGUUACGGCCAAAAUUUGGCCUAUUCGGCGCAUAGGCCUUAGCAGUAAUUGAGUAAUGAAUUUAUGAUUUAUGUUUGUGAUUUUUUUCAAGUGAUUCGGAUUUCGGAAAUAGACUAACAUAUUAUAGAAAGGAAGCGGUCGGUCUCUUCGUGCUUGAGCGAUAGGUCGCGUAUAUGGUGCCGGUCAUUCAAACGGAAAAUCUACAUUAUGAUAAUUAUGAUGGAUAUGUAAAAUGUGGCAUUAUAGUUAAUGCUGCCGACACGCUACAUAAAUCGCGAUGAAAUUUGUUUUUUAAUUUUUUUAUUUUUCGAUAGCGGAAUAUCGUACGUAGCACGUAUGAAUGAUUGUUACGUGUCAAGCGCGACCGAUGGCAUACUUGUGCGCACCUGUUACUCAUCAGUACAGUUGACUUAUUUAAUAUAUUUUAUAUUUUAUUAUGUUACAUUACUUUAUAUUAUUGAUAUUUAGGUUCAUUAAUUUAUAUAUUUAUUUAUUAAGAUAAUUAACAGCCAUUAUUUAUUUACUGUAAGAUCCUUCAAUAAAUU
This is a messenger RNA of Cotesia glomerata, 1693 nucleotides long. RefSeq lists its product as uncharacterized. Bases 426 to 1190 code for a protein of 254 amino acids. The transcript has a single exon. The record is from RefSeq and is a predicted model, not a curated record. NCBI's taxonomy places the organism in Eukaryota, Metazoa, Arthropoda, Insecta, Hymenoptera, Braconidae.